Schistosoma curassoni is the source of this 1843-nucleotide messenger RNA. Lineage: Eukaryota; Metazoa; Platyhelminthes; Trematoda; Strigeidida; Schistosomatidae. The record is from the annotation of a GenBank genome assembly.
CGAAACUGGUAUCCUAGAUACGUUACUGCUGCCUAAUUAAAGCUGGGCUGUUCAAUGACUUCUGAAGACUAUGCAAUGACAAAGUUCGAAGACUAUUAUUGGUUGGUCGAAGGUUUGGGAAGAAAACCUAUUCAGCCACAGUAUGCUGUUUAGUCUUAGAUAAUUUGCUUUUCUUCAUUCUUUUUAAAAUAAUGAAACUUUCUACAGAUUUAAUGGUACUUUUGUUGCGUUAUGCAUGGAACGCAGGACAAAAAUGUUUUAUGCUGUUAAAGUGAUACAAAAGAAGUUGACUUCUCCUGAGAAAAAAAAUAUAGGCCAUUUGUUGACGCUUGAUCAUCAAAAUGUGGCGAAGUUGAAAGAAUUAUUUGAAACAUCUUUCUCAUUGCAUAUAGUCGUUGAAUUUGCAAAUGGUGAAGAACUCUUCCGGAGAUUAACUAAAAUGCCUAUCUACAACGAAAAAACGGUUGGUUAUUAUUUCAGACAAGUGGUUGAUGGUAUCAGAUACUUACAUGAAUAUGGAAUUAUUCACAAAAAUUUAAAACCUGAAAACAUACUGCUCAACACCAGAGACAGUGAUGCGAUUGUAAAAAUCACUGAUUACUCUCCUCAAUUAUUUACAACUUCAGAUUUAGAUUUAGAAAUGGUAUGCUUGACGACAACAUUUUGUGCACCUGAAUUAUUAUUAAGUAGAUGUUAUGAUAAAGCUAUUGAUCUAUGGGCACUAGGUAUACUAUUGUAUAUAAUGUUAUGUGGAGAUGAUCCUUAUAAAUCGAAAUCUGGUAGUGAUUUAUAUCGUGCUAUACUUCACUGUGAUGUUGAGUUUAAAUCUCCUUCAUGGAAAUCAAUUAGUUUGGAUGCUCAAGAUGUUGUCAAACGUCUUUUAGUGGUAGAUCCAAAAUUAAGAAUCAUUACACCACAUUUGUUGAGUCAUCCAUGGUUUAUCAUGUUAGAUGAAAAUGAAAAACAUUUAGAUUCAGUACAGGAGAAACUAGAACAUUUUAACAAACAGCGUUCAGAAAAAUAUUUUGGCAUAGAAUAUGAAGAAGACUGGAUAACAUGUGAAUAUAUGAAGCUACCGCAAAGAAGCACAGAAACAGUUCUACCGAAUGUGUAUGAUGAGGAUGUAGAAGCAGAAACAGUAAUUGACAAGAAUGAAUUAAUUGAUACAACUUCUGAUCAAUUCAUAGCAAGUUCAUUGAAGAACUUACUUCAUGAAUAUCAUUUAUUGAAUGAUCAAAAUUCAAUAUUAAAUGAACAAGAUCUACAUGGAACAAAUCAAGAAAAUCAAGUAUUAAAUGGUGAAAAUGAACCAUUUGAUGUUACCAUGAUGAACAGUAAUGACAAUGAGCAUAUGUAAAGAAUCCAAUGUCUCAAUACAAUAUUUACUCAACUAUGCUCAUAGAGACAAGGAAAAUGUUGUGACCUUUUAAUCCGGUAAUUUAUCACAUGAUUUGUUCGCCAAUCGUAUUACGACUUAUUCAAUCUUAGUACUGCGCCAAAACCAAUGACGUCCGACUGGUAUGAGCAGCCUAGCGUCCCGGAUAGUCCAGCAGUAACAUCUCUGACUGUGAAGCUGGGUGACACGGGAUCGAAUCCGUCAGGGAGCCUCAGUUCCCUCAAGAUUACAGGUACACUUUGCUGACGAGUGCCAAGUAGCACGAAACCCGGGUCUAGGGUUUCCUGUUGACUAUCUCCAACCACGAUCUAAUUCAUGAAAAAAACUAUAGUUUGAUGUUCAGUUUGAAAAUUUAAAUUGGAGUUAAAUAAACUAAUUAGUCUGUCACUGAAAGUUCUGUUUCUGAAAUAUUUAUGUUCAUAUUUACUUUGUAUUGCUUACUUGAAU